AUGGCCGCACCGCAGAUCUACACACUAUCAGUGGCGGCCGCCUUCCACGGGUUGGACCGCCGGCAACAGCUGUAUGCCCAUCACAUGGCUAAGGCUGCAUGGAGUGGUACUAGGAUCAUCCUUCGGCAGGUGUCCCCGGAAGCCAAUGAUAUAUUCGAUUUCAUCAUGGCUCUGUACCGAGACUGUGAUGGUGUGUGGGAAAGGAUAACAGAGAGUGGCUCUGUGCAGCCACAUGAGUUGGAGAGCUUUCUAGAUUAUGCGGCGAUGUUCCUAUCGAAUGUUGGGAAUUACUUUGGAUCCGGCGAUCAAAAGUUCACACCAGUUAUCUCGGAAGAAAGUCUUGACAGGCUGGCUUCUUUCUCCCCGUAUGCCGGCGAACUGUUACCAAGGGUCAAAGCCCCAAUGCUGGCCAAAGUUCCUAGCAGCCUUGGACCGCCUGGGCCACUCACUCAGUCAACAUAUUACCUGGGAGAUGACGUCUUAGCAUCUUCAGACGACAUCGCUGCUAUCUCCAAGUUAAUGGAAGAAGCGGAAAUUCUGCCCGAGAAUACACGUUUGAGGAAAAAUCAAGAUACAGAUGAGUUCGCAUAUGAUAUUCUGCAGGCAUCUACAGUGGAAGCUAGAGAUAACUUGCAGGGGACUGAGCUACUCCCCGGUCUAGGUAGGCGCAUUCGGCUGGUACAGGGUGACCACAGAAAUGAUUUGAGGCAAAUCUGUGACUGCCUUGAACAAGCCAAAGAAUUCGCAUCCAAUCAGGCGCAGCAAGACAUGCUGGAAACUCUGAUCGCAAGCUUUGAAUCUGGUAAGCUACAGACAUAUAAAGCCGCCCAAGAAAUCUGGGUUAAGGACAAAGCCCCACCCGUGGAAACUGUGCUUGGGUUUGUUGAGCCAUACAGAGACCCGCUGGGCGUACGUGCCGAGUUUGAAGGAAUUGUAGGAAUUCCAGAUCCAGCAGAGACAAGCAUCCUGGCUGGAUUGGCAAGCAAGGCCGAUGCAUUCGUCUACAAACUGCCAUGGGUAGAACAGAACGAGGAAAAGGGAGCAUUUGAGAAAGACCUAUUUGAGCCCCCCGACUUUUCCAGUCUUCAGAGUCUUGCUUAUAAUUCCAGUAUAAUCUUUCCCGGGAUAAAUCUUCCAAACUACAAUGACAUUCGCCAAAAGGUUGGUUACAAGAAUAUCAUUUUCUCCAACCGCAUGGUUGCAGAGCGUGUUCGUGCCAGAGGGUUGCAUAUGGUAGACGAGACCGAGCAAGACACAUUCAAGAAUCACCGAUUCCACUCCUACUAUAUCUGGGUCGUACUGCAUGAAAUACUCGGACAUGGCACCGGUCGCUUCCUCGCGGAGGACCCAGCAGGCAGUUUCAAUUUUGACCCCAAUAAUCCGCCACUCAAUCCUCUUACACAGCAACCUGUCGAUUGUUGGUAUCGUCCCAGCCAAACUUGGACGGGAGUGUUCCAGGACCUUUCAACAACUGUCGAUGAGUGUAGAGCAGAGCUUGUGGGUGCCUACUUGAUGGAUGAACCUGAGAUAUUGGAAGUCUUCAGGUAUACAAUGAACAGUGAGGUUAAGCCAGACGAUGUCAUCUACAACAUGUACUUGCAGCUAGGGGUUGACGGACUCCGAGGCUUGGAGAACUUUGAUCCCAUCACCAAGAAAUGGGGACAGGCACACAGUCGAGCCCAUUAUGCAAUCUUCCGACAUCUCCUCCGAGACAGCGAUGGACUAUUUGCUGUGAUAUGUGACACCGAAGCAAAGAGACUGACAGUAAAGAUGGACCGAUCGAACGUUCUUCGAAAGGGCAAGCCAUCUUUGGGCCGCAUGCUCAUGAGUCUACACGUCUACCGCUGCACCGCAGACAUCAAGAAUUGCCGUGCCUUGUACGAGGACCUUUCCAACGUUGACGAGGAGGCGUUGGAAUGGAGGGAUAUUGUCAUCUCCAGGAAGGAUCCUCCUCUUGCGUUUUGUCAAGCGAACACCUUCCUAGAAGGUGGUAACGUGACGAUCAAAGAAUAUGAGCCCACUGCACGCGGUGUGGUUCAGAGUUGGGCCGAGAGAGGCUUAAUUUAA
Molecule: messenger RNA, 2067 nt
Organism: Aspergillus melleus
Lineage: Eukaryota; Fungi; Ascomycota; Eurotiomycetes; Eurotiales; Aspergillaceae
Product: dipeptidyl peptidase III
Exons: 8
Coding region: 1-2067 (688 amino acids)
Biological process (GO): proteolysis
Cellular component (GO): cytoplasm
Molecular function (GO): dipeptidyl-peptidase activity; metalloexopeptidase activity
Source: RefSeq, a predicted model, not a curated record